This is a messenger RNA of Cottoperca gobio, 6514 nucleotides long. Its product is annotated as sodium channel protein type 4 subunit alpha B-like. Gene Ontology annotation, biological process: sodium ion transmembrane transport; membrane depolarization during action potential; neuronal action potential. Gene Ontology annotation, cellular component: plasma membrane; voltage-gated sodium channel complex. Gene Ontology annotation, molecular function: voltage-gated sodium channel activity. The transcript has 30 exons. Lineage: Eukaryota; Metazoa; Chordata; Actinopteri; Perciformes; Bovichtidae. The record is from RefSeq and is a predicted model, not a curated record. The coding region runs from base 1 to 5256 and encodes 1751 amino acids.
AUGGCUCCGCUGCUGCCCCCUGUUGGUUCGGAGGUCUUCAGACGCUUCAGGCCCAAGUCGCUAGAGGAAAUCCAACGACGACAGGAAGUUGAGGAGAAGGAGCAACAGAGGAGGAAGGAGAAGAACAUUGAGGUAGCAGAGGAAGAUCUUCCUAAACCUGCCAGUGACCUGGAGGCCGGGAAGCCCCUCCCAUUCAUCUAUGGAGACCCGCCCCCCGAGUUUCUCAACACCCCUUUGGAGGAGCUAGAUCCCUUCUACCAAUCACAGAAGACGUUCAUCGUGCUCGGUAAAGGAAACAUCAUCUACAGGUUUAACGCUGAGCCGGCGUGUUACCUGCUGAGUCCGUUCAGCCGUCUGAGGAACGCCGCAAUCAGGAUCCUCAUCCACUCUUUAUUCAGUUUGUUUAUCAUGUUGACAAUUCUGGCCAACUGUGCGUUCAUGACGUUGAGCGAUCCUCCGGCAUGGAGCAAGACUGUGGAAUACGUGUUUACAUUCAUCUAUACGUGUGAAGCCGCAGUGAAAGUCGUCUCCAGAGGAUUCUGUGUGGGAAGCUUCACCUUCCUUAAGGACCCGUGGAACUGGCUGGACUUCAUGGUCAUCAGCAUGGCGUACCUCACAGAGUUCGUAGAUCUGGGAAAUGUUUCUGUGUUGAGGACGUUCAGAGUUCUCCGAGCACUGAAGACCAUCACUGUGAUCCCAGGUCUGAAGACGAUCGUUGGAGCUCUCAUCCAAUCGGUAAAGAAGCUGGCUGACGUCAUGAUCCUGACCGUGUUCUGCCUCAGCGUCUUCGCUCUGAUUGGUCUACAACUCUUCAUGGGAAACCUGCGGCAGAAAUGUGUCCUGAUACCACCACUGUUGCCUAGCAACAAUACAUCUGACAUCGAUCUCCACACCAGUUACCGUGGCAACGACACUCAUGACAACUAUACAGGAAGUGACUUCGAUUACUAUGAGUACAUCAACAACUCAGAGAACUACUACUUCUUGCCCGGUCAGCUCGAUGCUCUGCUGUGUGGAAACACCUCUGAUGCCGGGGUCUGUCCGGAGGGAUAUGUGUGUCUGAAGGCAGGAAGAAACCCAAACUAUGGAUACACUAGCUACGACUCUUUUGGGUGGGCUUUCCUGUCUCUGUUCAGACUCAUGACCCAGGAUUUCUGGGAAAAUCUUUUCCAUCUGACGCUGCGAGCUGCAGGUAAAACCUACAUGAUCUUCUUCGUGGUCGUCAUCUUCCUCGGCUCCUUCUACCUCAUUAACCUCAUCCUGGCGGUGGUGGCGAUGGCGUACGCGGAGCAGAAUGCGACCACAAUGGCGGAGAACAAACAGAAGGAGGAGGAGUACGCUCAGAUCCUUGAGCUACUGAAGAAGAGAGAGGCUGAGCAGGCGGCCUGCAGGGCGGCACUCUCAGAGGAACAGGAUUCAUCUGCGGGAAUAAAGAGCCACGAGCAAGAACACACCGCCAUGGAAGACUUCGCGGAGGACCAGAGGCCAUGUCCUCCAUGUUGGUACGCCUUCGCCAAUGUCUUUCUCAAGUGGAACUGUUGUGGCAGUUGGCGGCGGCUCAAACAGUGGCUCUACACCUUCGUCAUGGACCCUUUCGUGGACCUCAGCAUCACCAUCUGCAUUGUCCUCAACACUGUCUUCAUGGCCAUGGAGCAUUAUCCCAUGACGGAGGAGUUCGAGGAGCUUCUGAGCGUCGGAAAUCUGGUCUUCACAGGGAUCUUCACAGCUGAGAUGGUGCUCAAAAUUCUGGCCAUGGACCCAUACUUCUACUUCCAGGUAGGCUGGAACAUAUUCGACAGCAUCAUAGUCACCAUGAGUCUUGUGGAGCUGGGAUUGGCUAACGUCCAGGGACUCUCCGUGCUGCGCUCCUUCAGAUUGAUGCGAGUGUUUAAGUUGGCCAAGUCUUGGCCGACCCUCAACAUGUUGAUAAAGAUCAUCGGGAACUCUGUCGGCGCUCUGGGGAAUCUGACUCUCGUUCUCGCCAUCAUCGUCUUCAUCUUCGCCGUUGUCGGCAUGCAGCUUUUCGGAAAGAACUACAAAGACUGCGUCUGUCGUAUCAACUUCGACUGCAAGCUUCCUCGUUGGCACAUGUACGACUUCUUCCACGCCUUCCUCAUCAUCUUCAGGGUCCUGUGUGGAGAGUGGAUCGAGACCAUGUGGGAUUGCAUGGAGGUGUCCGGACAGAGCAUGUGUCUGAUCGUCUUCAUGAUGGUGCUCGUCAUUGGAAACCUUGUGGUCCUGAAUCUGUUUCUGGCCUUGUUGCUGAGCUCGUUCAGCGGUCUUGCAGUUACAGAAGACGAAGGAGAAAACAACUUGCAGAUCGCUAUAAAUCGGAUCAACAGGGCUGUGUCUUGGACAAAGAUAUGGAUCCUGGAACAAAUCUGGACUUUCAUUGGAAAGAAGAACCACGUCAGCCCAGACCACAGCGUGGUUGAUAGUAAAGACAACGAAAGGACUACAAAGGAGUUUUUGGCUUUGACCUUUGUGAACUCUGAGGUCAAGUCCCUUGACUGUCAUCAUCACAACCUGACCAGCAACUACCACAACAUCCCGCUGCUAAGGGUCCCCAUCGCAGAGGCCGAGUCUGACUUCGAAACGCCCGACAACGUUAAUGAAGAGGAUAAUGAGGAUGAGGAUGAGCAGGAAGAAAAAUACUCCCAAUGUGACCAGUCGUCGGUCUGCAGCACGGUACAGAAGCUUCCGGAUGUUCAGGAGGAGGAAGAAGACAAAGAUCACGAUGAAAACACACCAGAGGACUGCUUCACCAACAAGUGCUACGGGCGCUGUCCAUUCCUGGACGUAGACACGUCCCAUGGCAGUGGGAAGGUCUGGUCUAACGUCAGGAGAACAUGUUUCUCCAUCGUAGAACACAACUACUUUGAAACCUUCAUCAUCUUCAUGAUCCUGCUGAGCAGCGGAGCUUUGGCGUUCGAGGACAUCUACCUGGAGCAGCGGCGGGUCAUAAAGAUAGUCCUGGAGUACGCAGAUCAGGUGUUCACCUACGUGUUUGUGGUGGAGAUGCUUCUUAAGUGGGUCGCCUACGGAUUCAAGACUUACUUCACCAACGCCUGGUGCUGGCUCGACUUCCUCAUCGUAGACGUGUCUCUGGUGUCUCUGACAGCAAACAUCUUGGGAUAUUCUGAGCUGGGAGCCAUCAAGUCUCUGAGGACUCUGAGAGCCCUGAGACCGCUGAGGGCUCUGUCCCGCUUUGAGGGCAUGAGGGUGGUGGUAAACGCUCUGGUCGGAGCAAUCCCAUCUAUCUUUAACGUUCUGCUCGUGUGUCUAAUUUUCUGGCUCAUUUUCAGCAUCAUGGGAGUGAAUCUGUUUGCAGGAAAGUUUUAUUACUGCUUCAACGAGACGUCUGAGGAAAUGUUUCACCCGGAGGACAUCAACAACAGGAGCGAGUGUUUCGCUCUGAUGGAGGCAAACUUCACAGAGGUCCGCUGGAGAAACGUAAAGGUUAACUACGACAAUGUGGGGAUGGGCUAUCUGUCGCUGCUGCAAGUAGCCACAUUUAAAGGCUGGAUGGACAUAAUGAAUGCAGCGGUGGACUCCAGAGACGUGGAGUCCCAGCCGAUCUACGAGGACAAUCUGUACAUGUACCUUUACUUUGUCAUCUUCAUCAUUUUCGGCUCCUUCUUUACUCUCAACCUCUUCAUCGGCGUCAUCAUUGACAACUUCAACCAGCAGAAAUCAAAGAUGGGAGGAACAGAUAUUUUCAUGACGGAGGAGCAGAAGAAAUAUUAUAAUGCCAUGAAGAAAUUGGGCUCCAAGAAACCUCAGAAACCCGUUCCACGUCCUGAGAAUAAGUUCCAGGGUCUGAUCUUUGACCUGGUGACCACGCAGGUCUUUGACAUCUUUAUCAUGGUGUUAAUCUGCCUCAACAUGGUGACAAUGAUGGUUGAGACAGACGAGCAGAGCGUGGAGAAGGAAACCAUCCUGUACUGGGUCAACCUUGUCUUCAUCAUCAUUUUCACCGCAGAGUGCAGUCUGAAGAUGAUUGCGCUCCGACAGCACUACUUUGCUGUCGGCUGGAAUAUCUUCGACUUUGUGGUUGUCAUCCUGUCCAUCGUAGGCCUCCUCCUCGCCGACAUCAUAGAGAAGUAUUUUGUUUCGCCCACACUCUUCCGUGUGAUCCGAUUGGCUCGUAUCGGCCGAGUCCUUCGUCUCAUUCGUGGAGCUAAAGGGAUCCGGACACUGCUGUUCGCCCUGAUGAUGUCACUUCCUGCCCUCUUUAACAUCGGCCUCCUCCUCUUCCUCAUCAUGUUCAUCUUCUCCAUCUUCGGCAUGUCUAACUUUGCCUACGUGAGGAAGGAGGCGAUGAUUGACGACAUGUUUAACUUUGAAACGUUCGGAAACAGCAUGAUCUGUUUGUUUAUGAUCACCACGUCAGCGGGGUGGGACGGGCUGCUGAACCCCAUCAUGAACACGCCGCCGGACUGCAACCCUGAUGUAGAGAACCCGGGGUCGAAGGUCAGAGGGGACUGCGGCAGUCCGGCGAUGGGCAUUGUCUUCUUCACCACCUACAUCAUCAUGUCCUUCCUUGUGGUGGUCAACAUGUACAUCGCCAUCAUCCUGGAGAACUUCAACGUGGCCACGGAGGAGAGCACAGACCCGCUGUGUGAGGACGACUUUGAGAUGUUUUAUGAAACCUGGGAGAAGUUUGACCCUGACGCUUCCCAGUUUAUACAGUACAGCAAGCUGUCAGACUUCUGCGACACUCUGAAGGAUCCUCUGAGGAUCUCCAAACCAAACACCUUCAAACUGAUCCGCAUGGACCUGCCGCUGGUCCCUGGGGACAAGAUCCACUGUCUGGACAUCCUGCUGGCUCUCACUGCACAGGUUCUGGGUGAUUCAGGAGAGAUGGAUGCUCUCAAAGCGAGUAUGGAGGAGAAGUUCAUGGCCAACAACCCCUCCAAGGUGUCAUAUGAACCAAUCAGUAGCACUCUGCGCAGGAAACAGGAAGAGGUGGCGGCGUCGGUGAUCCAAAGAGCAUACAGGAAACACCUCCUGAAGCGGACCGUCAAACUGGCGUCCUACAAAUACCGCGAGAAGAUGGAGGGACGGCGAGAUGAGGAGCCGCCGGAGACAGAAGGACUACUAUGUAAACGCAUCGGUCAGCUAUAUGGAGGCGAGGACAUGCAGGAGCCACCCACCCGGGUUGAGCUUCAGAGCGAGGUCAUCCUCCACGCUGCUCCCCCCCAUAGCGCCUCCCACUACCUGCUAGAUGAGAACCUGAGGGAAUCAAUUGUCUGAUGACAAUUGAUGUUUUCCAUGUUGUGUGGACUCAUGUUAACUGCUGUAAAGACUCAGCAGAGACGUCACAGAUCCUGAACCCUCGACACCUCAAGGAAAUCUGCUGUUAGUCCAAUCUGAGCUCUAUUUCUGGCUUUCCACAUGAAAAUGUUUUAUCACUGCGUCUUCAUUUUCUUUAUGUGCUGAGGUGUCUCCUAACAGAGUCCAGGCUCACUGAGACACGGACAGGUGAACAAAGAUGUGAUUGUGACCACUGGUAAUCCAUGAAUCAUCUGUAGCUCUCUGCCCCGUGUGAAGGUCCCCUAAAGAUACAACACUACAUUACAUUACAUUACAUUACAGGUCAUUUCGCAGAUGCUCAUAUCCAGAGCGACUUACAUUGAACCUGGUGCAACUCAGGGUUAAGUACCUUGCUCAGGGGUACAAUGGUGGCAGCCUGGUAUUGAACUCCCGACCUUCUAGUGUUUUGUUUGGAAGGCCACUAGACCACUAGGCAAUCACCACCACAAGAUACACACCACACUAAAGAUACAACACAAAAAAUACAACAUUAAAUAUAUUACACUAGAUACAUUACACAAAAGAUACUAAACUAAAGAUACAACACUAAGCAUACAACACUGAAGAUAUUACAGCACAAACAUAUAUAUAUAUAUAUGUUUUUAAGGUUUUAACAGUCAUAAGGUGAGAUGUUAAUAACCAAAAGCUUGUUUGUUUCUGAGCUGAAGGUAACUUCAGAUGCCGCAGGGUUCAUAUUGAAGAAGUACUUCAUGUAUUUAUACACACUGCAGUAAAUUGAAUUCAGAUCUAGAGAUGUUUGCGUCCUUAAAUAGAUUUCAGGACUAACAUAAUAACGAAAGCAUGAAUGAGUGAUUAAUAGAUCCUUUAAACAUGUGUCCUCAGGAAACUAUAUUAUAUAUAUAUUAUACUAUAUACUGUAUUUGUAAGGAUAUAACAGGCUGACUUUGUUAUUGACUUAUGAUAUUGAUAUGGCUGUUAAAAUAGAUUUCUGACUCAUAUAUGAAGAAUAUGGAUCCUGGAGAUAAUAUAAAAUUGUAUUUUGGGGUGGUUUUACAGAUUAUAAUUGUUAUAUUAACGAGAAUCAGACUGCUUAAGUUUAUCACUACAUUAGUUUAGUUUCUCUUUAUUCGACUACUGCUUUUCAUUAUUUAAAGAAGUGAUAGCCAGAUGCUUCAAUCAUAGUUAACUGAAAUAAAAACUAACUUCGGCUCCAGUCUGCAGGUUAAUGUUGUUCUGA